Molecule: messenger RNA, 1180 nt
Organism: Otolemur garnettii (small-eared galago)
Lineage: Eukaryota; Metazoa; Chordata; Mammalia; Primates; Galagidae
Gene: TSFM
Product: Ts translation elongation factor, mitochondrial
Exons: 6
Coding region: 52-1029 (325 amino acids)
Biological process (GO): mitochondrial translational elongation
Cellular component (GO): mitochondrial matrix
Molecular function (GO): protein binding; translation elongation factor activity
Source: RefSeq, a predicted model, not a curated record
UCGGCGUCUCACCGGCUCGCCGGGCGGCGGAAGUGUUCUGUGGCCCGCGAGAUGUUGUUGCUGCGGUCAGUGCACCUCUGGGUGGUCCCGAAUACCAGGAGUCUCCCGGCAAGGUCCCUUGUGCUUCAGUGGCCCCAGCUACGGCACACAUUUCACGCUGGGGCCUGGCUGUCUUCUUCAGCCUCCAGCAAAGAACUCCUUACGAAGUUGCGGCGGAAAACGGGCUACUCCUUUUUAAAUUGCAAGAAAGCUCUUGAGACUUGUGGCGAGGAUCUCAAACAGGCAGAGAUCUGGCUCCACAAGCAGGCCCAGAAGGAGGGCUGGAGCAAAGCUGCCAAGCUCCAGGGAAGGAAGACUAAAGAAGGCCUGAUUGGGCUGUUGCAGGAAGGAAAUGCGACUGUAUUAGUAGAGGUAAACUGUGAGACAGAUUUUGUUUCCAGAAAUUUAAGAUUUCAACAGCUCGUCCAGCAAGUAGCCCUCGGAACCAUGCUGCACUGUCAGAACCUGAAGGAGCAAGUCUCCACAUACAGUAAAGGGUUUUUGAAUUCCUCUGAGCUUUCUGGACUUCCAGCUGGACCUGACAGAGAAGGUUCUCUCAAGGACCACUUGGCCUUAGCAAUUGGAAAACUGGGAGAAAACAUGACUCUUAGACGAGCUGCAUGGGUGAAGGUGCCAUCUGGAUUCUACGUUGGCUCUUAUGUCCACGGAACAAUGCACAGUCCCUCCCUUCACAACCUGGUGCUGGGCAAGUACGCAGCCCUGGUUGUCUGUGAGACGACUGAGCAGAAAGCAAAACUUGAAGACUUGGGCCGCCGCCUCGGGCAGCAUGUGGUGGGCAUGGCUCCUCUCUCUGUCGGCUCCCUGGACGAUGAGCCUGGGGGAGAGGCAGAGACCAAGAUGCUGUCCCAGCCAUACCUGCUGGACCCCUCCAUUACCCUGGGACAGUAUGUGCAGCCCCGGGGGGUGUCUGUGGUAGACUUUGUGCGGUUUGAGUGUGGAGAAGGUGAAGAGGCCACAGAGGCUGGAUAGGUCUGCAGGCUUGUGGCCCAGGAGGAAUGUUAUGUUUAGUUCUGGAUAUCAUUACAAAAAGGGUAUUUCCUAAGUCUCUUCAAACUCAAAUUUUGUUUUUCAUUUGAGUUUAUAAUAAAAUCAUAUACUUCAUGAGUAAAGUUAUUAAAUA